AUGGCUGGCUCCACGAUCGAGGCGUCCAUCGAACAGGUUCGGCCAUUCGUGGAGCGGAUGCUCGGCACCAGCGCGCCCGAUGGCUCGGGCGCCCAGAUGAAAUCAAGGACCGACGAGAUCAUCGGCGCCUUGAAGCAGGCGAACUUGGCUUACACGGAACGGAUGCCGAACCGUCGGGUCAUCGCGAACCCGUUGAAUCGCGACGGCCAAGGCGUCGACCCAUAUGACGUCCACAGCUUGUUGGAGCGCAUUUGGGGCGCUGGCUGGUCCUACUCAAAGACAGUGGACGCGGUGUGCUUCGAACUCCCGCCCGACCCAGCCUUCGAGGUCCAGUUCAACCUUGAUCUGGCGCAGAGCGCCGCUGGCAUGCUUCCCGCCGUGGACGUCGCCAACUGCAGGGUUUCGGCCGUGGGCUGCACGCGCGCGGUCCACGCGCUCGGCGCCGUGAACGAGUCUUGCAACUCUUUCCUCACGGACCUCUGCGUCGACGGGAGGCUGUCGCGCGAGAAGGUUUUGGCGGUCUGCCCGCAGAUCCAGGACGCGCUCGACAAUGGAUUGAUGUGGACGGUCAUCCGUCAUGAGGUGCACACCGCUUUCCCGUUGUUGGCCGACUUUGUGCAAGAGGGGCUCAAUGCGGUCCACGGGGCCGAACGGCAGAAGACCCAGAUCCAGGCCCUCAUGGCCAUCCAUAGCAAGGCCGUCCAGAAUUACAAGCGCACGGGCAGCUAUCGCUGGAGCGCCAUCGCCAAGCAAAUGGAGCGGAGCAACCCCCACCUUGACUAUGGUGCAGCCGCUCUGCGACUUCGCCGCUCGGUGGAGCGAACCGUAUCGAGCCAGACGGUCAAAUUCCUGGCCGACCUCGAGUACGCGAGUGGCCCCGAGUGGCCGUUGGCCAUCCUGAAGGCCUCUCUCGUGGCGCCCGACAGCUACGUCGACAACGGCGCCUCGAAGCUCGUAUCCAGCUCCGACAUAGGUUCGGUCCACGGCAGCAACAAGGCGUCGGUGGCCAAGUUUGUGACCAUGUGUCGUGCUGCGAAGAAGUGGGUGGCGGACUUACUCCGCCGUGAUGAUGUGUGCGAGCGCGCUUGCGACCUGAACAAGGCCCUCGGCGACUUCGAGGUGCGCUCGGUGAUGACGAUCCUCGGCAAGAAGGCGAGGAGCAGGCUCAGCUUCAACACCAUCGACGAGGUCGGCAGCGAGUUCAUCGCUACGGUGCUGGCGGCGUCUCCUACGGUGGGCAAGGUCGCCCCCCCGUGGGACUACGUCCAGGCGGCGCCGAAGGCUUCCGCCUCGAAGGCCGCCUCGAAGACGGAGGCCGCCAUGGGGACAUUCGUGCAGGGCCAGCUCGACAAGGAUACAAUCGCCCAGCAGGGUUUCGAGGUGGGGCGCGAGGUCGACGGCGCGACGGUGAAGUUGGCGCCGACGGAGCCGCAGCCCAAGCUCGCCAAGGCGGCGAAGCUGGACGACGAGGCGUCCGACGGCGAGGAGUUCGAGGGCACCAUCUCGGUAUCCAGCGGCGCCCUCGUCGACAACUACAAG
Molecule: messenger RNA, 1539 nt
Organism: Prorocentrum cordatum
Lineage: Eukaryota; Dinophyceae; Prorocentrales; Prorocentraceae
Source: the annotation of a GenBank genome assembly